AUGAGGGCCACAUACGAAGAAGAGUUUGAAGAACCGCCUCGAGUCAUUGACGAGUACACCGAGGAAACGGUGACCGUCGUAGACGCUGCUCGAGACGCCUUCAAAGACCCUUGGAUAAAAGUGAAAGAGUAUGUUCUGUCUCUUUUCCCGAUCGUGCAGUGGAUCUACCGCUACAAUUACACUUGGCUUGUCGCAGAUUUGACGGCAGGUCUCACUGUUGGCGUUGUUGUUGUUCCGCAAAGUAUGUCCUACGCUCAAAUUGCUGGUUUGCCCGUCCAGUAUGGCUUGUAUUCUUCUUUUGUUGGCGUGAUUCUUUACUGCAUAUUCGCUACCUCUAAGGAUGUUACAAUCGGCCCUGUUGCUGUUAUGUCUGCAGAGGUCUAUAGAGUUGUUCACCGUGUAAUCGAAAAGAGCAACGGUAAAUACACGACCGACGAUGCGCCCCUAAUCGCUACCGGGCUUGCUCUACUCUGUGGCGGCAUCACCGCUGGAAUCGGCUUGCUGCGCCUGGGCUUUUUACUCGAUUAUUUGUCGAUGCCGGCCAUCCUGGGUUUCAUCUCAGGUUCUGCUUUCACUAUUGUGGUGGGACAAGUGCCGAAUUUAAUGGGUAUCAACAAACUUUUUAAUACUCGUGCUGCUUCGUACGAGGUGGUUAUCAACAGUUUCAAGCACUUGGGUUCGUCUAACCUCAACUGUGCAUUUGGACUCGUUUGCUUGUUCUUGCUCUACUUCUUCAAGUAUCUGUUCGAAUUCUUAGCCAAAAGAGACCCCCGUCGCAAGAAGGUUUACUUCUACCUUUCCACUCUACGAACUGCGACGAUUAUUAUUUUCUCCACCGUCAUCUCGUGGGCCGUUUGCCACCCGCACAAGAAAUCUGGUAAAUUCCCAAUUUCUAUUGUCAAGGAUGUCCCUCGUGGUCUCCAAGAUGUGGGUAUUCAUUCUUUGUCGGCUGAUAUGGCCUCUGACAUGGCAUCCGAAUUACCCAUUGCCACUGUCAUUCUUCUGCUGGAGCAUAUCUCUAUCGCCAAGUCUUUCGGUCGCAUCAACGAUUAUCGCAUUAAUCCUAACCAGGAGCUUAUUGCUAUUGGUGUUACCAAUUUAGUCGGCCACUUCUUUUCGGCCUAUCCUGCCACAGGAUCUUUUUCCCGUACCGCUCUCAAGUCAAAGUGUGGUGUUCGUACUCCGCUGGCGGGUAUUUUCACAGGUAUCGUUGUCUUGAUUGCUAUCUAUGCCUUGACUGAAGCUUUCUUUUAUAUCUCUAAUGCUGCAUUGGCUGCUGUUAUCAUCCAUGCCGUUAUUGAUCUUAUUUCAAGCUGGCGCAACACCUGGAAAAUUUGGCUCAUUUCACCAAUCGAAUGUGUUAUUUUCUUGGGGGAUAUUCUACUGUGUGUCUUUGUAAGUAUUGAGGCAGGCGUCUACUUUGCUGCUGCUGCUUCCUUGGUUUGGCUUUUGUUGCGCGUUUCUUUCCCCAGUGGUCAGUUCCUUGGCCGAGUUCAGUAUAUACGUGUCAACAACCCUACCAUUGCAAACACUGAGGUCCUUGACGGGAAGUCGGAAGAUGGUGACAGUGUUGAUAAGAAGGUUGCCGAGUGCCGCCAGAACAGUGUUGAGAGUGGCUUCAGUGACAGUGACAUUGAGCCUGUUUGCAGCAGCCUCCAAAUUGCUGAGCUCCACACCAAUUACAAUGGACCCCAAAAAGCCGCUGGAGAAGUGCCACAACCAGUUCACCAGUUCGGAUCAAAAUGGGUGCCUCUGAAUCGGAAGGCAAUCAACAAAGAUAUCAUCGUGAUCCCGCCUCCACCUGGUGUCUUUGUAUUUCGACCUACUGAAAGUUUGACAUACCCUAACGCAUCUCGCCAAAUGGACACUUUGACCGAGUAUAUUCGAAAACAGACUCGUCGUGAUAUCGACCUCAGUAAACCUGUCAAACUUGGUGAUCGCCCCUGGAACGAUCAUGGCCCCCGUCAUCGUAAAUUCGACCCCAACUUCGUUGAUACUCGCCCGAUUCUUCGAGCCGUAGUGUUUGACCUUUCUGCCACCCCUCAUAUUGACCUCACUGCUGUCAACAUCAUUCUUGACGUUUACAAUGAGCUUACCAAGUAUGCUAACCGUGACAUUGAAUUCCACUUUGCGGGUAUCUUGUCCCCGUGGGCCCGUCGUGCAUUGGUGAACUGUGGCUUUGGAGGAAUCAAGGGCCGACAAGCUCCCGCCGUUCAUCAGGUUGCCUUAGCUCGCGGCAUCCGAGGUUCUGGGCUGAGCGAGGUGACUUCAGAAGCACCGGACUCGUCAGAUAUCGAAGCCCAAAAAGGCACAAUCAACGAACCAGAGUAUCUGCCGUUGACUGCAACGAAUGCUGGGUUUUUCCAUUUCGAUAUUCCUGACCUUUCCUAA
Messenger RNA from Wickerhamiella sorbophila, 2391 nucleotides. RefSeq names its product Sulfate permease 2. Gene Ontology annotation, cellular component: membrane. Gene Ontology annotation, molecular function: secondary active sulfate transmembrane transporter activity. The coding region runs from base 1 to 2391 and encodes 796 amino acids. Lineage: Eukaryota; Fungi; Ascomycota; Dipodascomycetes; Dipodascales; Trichomonascaceae. Gene Ontology annotation, biological process: transmembrane transport. The transcript has a single exon. The record is from RefSeq and is a predicted model, not a curated record.